AUGUCGACAGUCGACCGCGCCGUGGACGACACAGUUCCCACCGCGCUUUUGCAGCAGCUAUUACGGAGUCCAUAUGCUUGCUCGUCGCUGUCGCCACUGAGCAGCAGGCCGGGUAACUUUGUUUACCGCGGUAUCCUGGCUCGACCCAUCCCUGCGCAAGAUGACACCGCGGCUAAGAGCAUCAUAGUCAAGCAUUAUGCAGAUAGAGCGCCUAAGACGUUCGAAGAGCUUUUACUCCACUCACUGACUAAUUUCUCUCUAUCAAAUACCAUAGCCACUAUCAAGACACCGCAACUCUACUUGUACGAUCGAGAGACCAAUACCCAGGUUCUGGAGGAUUUCUCCAAUACCCAGGGAUUCAAGACCAUGUUUUUCUCCGUUGGCGCAAACAAUCAUCUUCCUUCGCUUAGCGCAGCUACUAUUGGUCACCAGCUAGGGUUCUGGCUUCGGUCCUUUCAUAUCUGGUCUUUAGCGCCAAAGCAAGCUGCUCUCCGGGCGCAGAUGUGGCAGAACGACCCUAUGCGGGAAAUGAAGUAUUCCUUCACUUACGGUGGGGUUAUAAGGGCACUUGAAAACUUCCCAGAGCUUUUGAAGAGCCAUAAGAAAACUCUCGACACUAUUGGUGAUGCGCUAGCAAAGGAAGACGAGAGGAUGUCGGCAGAGGGUGGUGAUGGUUAUAGUCUUCUACACGGAGAUUUCUGGUCAGGCAAUAUUCUAAUUGGUAGUACCGGCUGGCGAGAGUCGCCAUUGCAAGGAAGGAAUAACGAGUUGUUCAUUAUCGACUGGGAGUUCUCUCAUUUUGGCCACCGUUCCUGUGAUCUCGGCCAAAUAAUCGGUGAUAUCUAUGAACGAAAAAUAUACAGCAAUUUUGACACUGCCAUAUCUAUUAUGAGAGGGGUUAUUGACGGCUACGGCACAUUGAGCGACGAAAUGGCAUUUCGGACUGCCAUAUACGUCGGUGUUCAUCUAAUCACCUGGUACAAUAGGCGGCCCCAGAAGGUACUGAAUGCAACCCCGCCGGAUGUGAUCGUUGCAGGCUUAACGAUUGGAAGAGACUUUGUGUUGAAAGGAUGGGCGAAGGAUAGGGACUUCUUUCGGGAUAGCGCAUUAGCAUCUCUUUUUACUGCGAGGUAG
Molecule: messenger RNA, 1134 nt
Organism: Talaromyces amestolkiae
Lineage: Eukaryota; Fungi; Ascomycota; Eurotiomycetes; Eurotiales; Trichocomaceae
Exons: 2
Coding region: 1-1134 (377 amino acids)
Source: RefSeq, a predicted model, not a curated record